This is a messenger RNA of Exserohilum turcica Et28A, 744 nucleotides long. RefSeq lists its product as uncharacterized. NCBI's taxonomy places the organism in Eukaryota, Fungi, Ascomycota, Dothideomycetes, Pleosporales, Pleosporaceae. Bases 1 to 744 code for a protein of 247 amino acids. The transcript is spliced from 2 exons. The record is from RefSeq and is a predicted model, not a curated record.
AUGGACCAAGAACCCUUCCAGGACUACUAUGCCGUGCUUGGCCUGCAACUCGGAGCCAGCCACGACGCCAUCAAAGCAGCUUUCCGCGCCCUGGCCAUCGUACACCACCCGGACAAAUCUGGAACCAGCGACUCGACCGUGUUUCGUGCCGCGCGUGAAGCAUAUGAGAAGCUUACGGACGCUGACUACCGCAGAGCAUAUGACAGGACGUACUGGCGCCGCAAAUUUCAAACCGAUCCCCCUAUCCAGCAGGAUGUCGACAACACACGUACGAAGCAGUAUGAGGCUGAGAUGCGGGAGCGUGCCCGCCGAGCAAGUCCCCCGCCCAAGAAGCCGUUCAAGAAGACUGGCGAUCCCCCCUGGAAGUAUCUCAAUAGCGCCGCGUACCAGAAGUGGCAGCGCGAGAUGGCCGAGUACUAUGCUAGGCAUCCCGAGUGUGACACUCCAGCCCCCGAGAGCGAACCGCCCAGUCCGGGUCCUGGCGCGCUGGCUCACGGUCUUGUUGUCAACAUGUCACAUGCAUGCGUACUACAGACUUGCAGUUAUCGGACUUUCUCCUGGCACGUCCAGCCAGGCGGACCUGACCACUGUGUCUACUGCGUCGAGGCACACGUCGGCUGCAGCAGGUGUCCUGGCUGUCAAGCUCUGGCAUGCCAGAAGUGCCUGAGCAAGAUUGCCGAUCUAGAGUGCAAGCCGUUCAGUAGUUUUGGAAACAAAUCCCAGUAUACUGCGUCUGGAGGCUAG